AUGCUGAGCCAAGUGUGCCAACUUGUUAAUCCAUUCAUCCCCACUACAAGGUAAAAUUUUGUAUGGUAGAUGUGUAAAACAAGGUUUUUCUUGGGGUUGGGAAUAUGUUUCGGUUAUAUUGCGGUAAAUCAUAGGUUCUCUCCCAUUUCCAGUCCUUCCGCCAUGCCUUCGAUCCGCUCCCUGGCCCAGACCACCACCGGUCUCCCGAAUCUGGAGAGAAUUCUUCAGACCGUCCCCACCACCACCCCAUCCCCUCAAAAGGUCCUGGAUUCGGCGAUCAAGGAGGGUGUGAAGCAGGCCGUCGGUGGGGGAAUGGGCCCUGUGGGAUGGGUGCUGAUGUUCCUGCUCUCGGUCCUCGCCAUUUUCUGCCUGUUGAUCGGGGCGUACGCUCUUUACGAUGAGAAGUGCAGGAGUAAUGAAGUGAUGAGUAAGUUGGAGCAUUUUACGGUUGUACUGCUCUUAAUUUUAGAGCAGAAUGUUUGCAUCCAGACCACCACUGACUCGGGUCCUUUCCGCAAUCUCCACGCCUUGAACCGUCGCCGGCGUCUGGACAGCAGUCAUGUCUAA
Messenger RNA from Bursaphelenchus xylophilus (pine wood nematode), 567 nucleotides. The record is from the annotation of a GenBank genome assembly. NCBI's taxonomy places the organism in Eukaryota, Metazoa, Nematoda, Chromadorea, Rhabditida, Aphelenchoididae.